AUGGAUUCUGAAGUUGCUGCUUUAGUUAUUGAUAACGGUUCCGGUAUGUGUAAAGCCGGUUUCGCCGGUGAUGACGCUCCAAGAGCCGUCUUCCCAUCUAUCGUCGGUAGACCAAGACACCAAGGUAUCAUGGUCGGUAUGGGUCAAAAGGACUCCUACGUUGGUGAUGAAGCUCAAUCAAAGAGAGGUAUCUUGACUUUACGUUACCCAAUUGAACACGGUAUCGUCACAAACUGGGAUGAUAUGGAAAAGAUCUGGCAUCAUACCUUCUACAAUGAAUUGAGAGUGGCCCCAGAAGAACAUCCAGUUCUUUUGACCGAAGCUCCAAUGAACCCAAAAUCUAACAGAGAAAAGAUGACUCAAAUUAUGUUUGAAACUUUCAACGUCCCAGCUUUCUACGUUUCCAUCCAAGCUGUUUUAUCUUUAUACUCUUCUGGUAGAACUACUGGUAUUGUCUUAGAUUCUGGUGACGGUGUUACUCACGUUGUCCCAAUUUAUGCUGGUUUCUCCUUACCUCAUGCCAUCUUAAGAAUUGAUUUGGCUGGUAGAGAUUUGACCGAUUAUUUGAUGAAGAUCUUAAGUGAACGUGGUUACUCUUUCUCUACUACUGCUGAAAGAGAAAUCGUUCGUGACAUUAAGGAAAAAUUAUGUUAUGUUGCUUUAGAUUUCGAACAAGAAAUGCAAACUGCUGCUCAAUCUUCUUCCAUCGAAAAAUCUUACGAAUUACCUGAUGGUCAAGUUAUUACCAUUGGUAAUGAAAGAUUCAGAGCUCCAGAAGCUUUGUUCCACCCAUCCAUCUUAAGUUUAGAAUCAGCUGGUAUUGAUCAAACCACUUACAACUCUAUCAUGAAGUGUGACGUUGAUGUCCGUAAGGAAUUAUACGGUAACAUUGUCAUGUCCGGUGGUACCACCAUGUUCCCAGGUAUUGCUGAAAGAAUGCAAAAGGAAAUUACCGCUUUGGCUCCAUCUUCAAUGAAGGUUAAGAUCAUUGCUCCACCAGAAAGAAAGUACUCUGUCUGGAUCGGUGGUUCUAUCUUGGCUUCUUUGACUACUUUCCAACAAAUGUGGAUCUCAAAGCAAGAAUAUGAUGAAAGUGGUCCAUCUAUUGUUCAUCACAAAUGUUUCUAA
Messenger RNA from Naumovozyma castellii, 1128 nucleotides. It is a transcript of the gene ACT1, whose product is annotated as actin. Bases 1 to 1128 code for a protein of 375 amino acids. The record is from RefSeq and is a predicted model, not a curated record. The transcript has 2 exons. Lineage: Eukaryota; Fungi; Ascomycota; Saccharomycetes; Saccharomycetales; Saccharomycetaceae.